AGAAAUAUCCGCGCUGACAGACAGUGCAGUAAGUGAAACAAGUUUCCAUUCCUGAUGAUUACAAAACAUUCCUGAGCUACUGCUACUGGAACUAACGUUAGCAACCUCAUGUAAGCUUCUGAACAUCCUGAACCUUUAGGUAAGCACCGCCUCACCGGCGGUAAAUGUCAUUCAAUAGUCUGUGUUCAUCAGGUGACGCAGAAAAUGGCCUCGUAUUUUGAUGAGCAUGACUGUGAGCCCACGAACCCAGAAGAACAGUACCGACAGAACGCCCUACUGGAGCUGGCGAGGUCUCUAAUGCAGGGUCUUGACAUAGACUCAGGUUCAUUUGAUUUGUCAGAUUGGGACCAGCGUCUCCCCCCUCCUGCAGCAAAAGCUGUGGUUCAAAGUCUCCCUGUGGUCAUAAUAUCCCCUGAACAAGCAGAUAAAGGACUGAAGUGUCCGGUGUGUUUAUUGGAGUUUGAGGAGGAAGAGACUGUGAGAGAGAUGCCCUGUAAACAUCUAUUCCACACAGGAUGCAUCCUGCCUUGGCUCAGUAAGACCAAUUCAUGUCCCUUGUGUCGACUUGAACUACCCACUGACAAUCCAGACUAUGAAGAAUUCAAAAAAGAUAAGGAACGGAGAAGACAAAGAGAACACAGAUUAGAGGAUCUACAUGGAGCCAUGUACACAUGACCUCAACAUCUCAAAAACUUGAUACAACUACAAAUAUAUGAGUUCGACUUUCAGUUUGUUGGAAGCAAGUUUACUGCGCAGGGACCAGGCUUUGAAAUGAUUUUGUUUGCUUGUUCUUAUAUUUUAUUGUUAUCCCUUUUAAGGUUGCUUUUGAAUGGCUAUGCACUGAAAACUGUUUGAAACUCUAAUGUAGCCUUAUAAACACAUUUAUGAUUUUAUUAAAUAUUUUAAAGCAGUUUUUUUAUUAUAAUUUGAAUUCGUUUGCUUCAUGAUCUCAUAUUCACUAAUUUCGCUUCCUGAAGAGAUUUCUUUCUGAAUAAAAAUCUAGCUGAAUACAUUUUUAUUGUGCUGAUAAAAAGCAAUGAAUGCCAUGGUUAAUGACAAAGGUAACUGUAGCUACAACUUGAUCAGUGGACUUUAUAUUGUCCUCUUUCCAAUCAGUAAAUUAAAAACCCACUUUAUGUAAUACGGUAGAACUCUACCUCAUGGAAAAUGUGUGAAUUUUAGCUGUGUUUAUGUACAAUUAUGGUAAUGACUCAACCUUGCUGAGACAGACUUGUAAUGGCUGUUGUAAAAUACUAAUGUUGCAGCAGAAAAAAAUCAUAUAAAGUCAAAAAGGUCUUUUCCUUAUUUUUUAAAUAAAAAGUGAGCUACUUUAAA
This is a messenger RNA of Pimephales promelas (fathead minnow), 1335 nucleotides long. Lineage: Eukaryota; Metazoa; Chordata; Actinopteri; Cypriniformes; Leuciscidae. The record is from RefSeq and is a predicted model, not a curated record.